Molecule: messenger RNA, 1123 nt
Organism: Anoplophora glabripennis (Asian longhorned beetle)
Lineage: Eukaryota; Metazoa; Arthropoda; Insecta; Coleoptera; Cerambycidae
Gene: Ctr1A
Product: high affinity copper uptake protein 1
Exons: 7
Coding region: 148-831 (227 amino acids)
Biological process (GO): copper ion transmembrane transport
Cellular component (GO): membrane
Molecular function (GO): copper ion transmembrane transporter activity
Source: RefSeq, a predicted model, not a curated record
CGAUGUAUGUGCCCAGAUUAAGUAGAAUAUUUUUGUAAUUUGUUAUUGUUCGUCAUAAACAGAAAAUUUAAAAAGUUAUUUUGACAUUGGCCAUAUAGUCGUCACAAACAUUAGUUGGGUACAUUAAUAUUGUUUGUAAAUAUGUAGAUGAUCCGUUUCAGACGUAGGCAAAAAAUUAUCAUCCUCUUGGCGUGCUUACUAUUUAUUUGCGUAAUUAUAGCACAUAACGAUAGAAAAAUGGACCACAUGGAUCACUCUCAGCACAGUAUGCACGACCACCGUGACAUGAAAACGGACAUGGGCAGCGGCAGCCGGGUGGACCACAACCAUGGAGAUACCGGAGAUAUGGACAUGAGCCAUGGAAUGUCUAUGGCGUUUCAUUUUUCGAUCAGCGAAACGGUACUUUUCGAAGGUUGGAAGUUCGCUACAGUUGGCGGCCUAAUAGGUUCUAUGAUAGGAAUAUUUUUUAUGGCAGCUAUAUACGAAGGACUGAAAUACUUCAGGGAGUAUCUUUUCUGGAGGACGUACAACGCACUCCAAUACAGGGCGGUUUCGAUUCCAGAUAAGGGUACGCCUCCGGAAGACAACCAAGUCGUACAAGUAAUUGGGGAAGUCGUUCACAAAAAGCCGCCGACGAUGCUGAGCAAGAUACACUUCUUGCAGACGUUCCUGCACAUGAUCCAGAUGAUUUUAUCGUACUUCCUGAUGUUGAUCUUCAUGACGUACAACGUGUGGCUGUGCAUAGCCGUGGUGGCGGGCGCGGCGGUCGGUUACUUUCUGUUCGGCUGGAAGAAAUCGGUUAUAGUGGACGUUACGGAACAUUGUCACUGAUACCGUGGGUCGUCGCCAGCGGACGAUAAUAAGUACAUAGCAAACUUUAGAUUCUUAAGAUAAAUACUUAGGUUAAAAAAGUGACUCGAGCAACUAAUUUGCGGAAGUAAAAUUAAGGGAAGCAAAACUGUUUUUUUUAUGUAUAAAAUCUGUAUAUACAAUUGAUUUCUUGGGAUGUAUACUAGGAAUUUUAGAUUUUUUAAAGAAUGUUUCGCGGUGUAGGCGCCGAGACGCCUAUUUGUUUUAUUAUUUUAAUAGUUAUGGAAAAUAUACUCUCUGCGAGUCUUAUACA